AUCGGACAAAUACGCUCCAAGAAUACAUCACAUCGUAGAACCGAGUGAAAUGAUGAAUAAAGGCGGAAUGACGACACCACACACAACACAUUGCCUGGCUAAUGGUGAAAUCAUGAUAAGUUGCCUAGGUGACGCGAACGGUAACAAUAAAGGUGGAUUUGUCGUACUUGACGGACAGACGUUUGAAGUGAAGGGAAAAUGGGAGCAAGGAAAAGAGGCCGAGUACGGUUAUGAUUAUUGGUACCAGCCACAUUUCAAUGUCAUGGUUAGCUCCGGCUGGGCUGCUCCAAAAACAUUCAAACCGGGAUUCAAUCCAAAAGACGUAGAAAAAGGUUUGUACGGAAACGCCCUGUAUUUCUGGGACUGGAAGAAUCGUACCAUUACCCAGACGGUAGAUCUUGGCCCUGACGGUGUGAUUCCCCUUGAAGUACGAUUUAUGCACAACCCGGAAGUUCCACUUGGCUUCGUUGGAUGCGCUUUGAGCUCCACUAUCAAAAUGUUCUUCAAAAACAAUAGCGGAAAGUGGGACGCUAAGACCGUAGUUUCGGUUCCAUCAAAAAAAGUGCAGGGUUGGGCACUUCCGGAAAUGCCGGGUUUGAUUACAGACAUUAUUCUAUCACUUGACGACAGGUUCCUGUACUUUAGUAACUGGUUACAUGGUGAUAUGAGACAAUAUGACAUCACAGACCCACAUAACCCAAAACUUGUAGGGCAGCUAUUCCUUGGCGGAAGCAUUUGCCAAGGUGAAGGAGUCACUGUAACUGAAGAUAAGGAGCUUAAGAGUCAACCAAAGCGGCCUAUGAUCAAAGGAAAACCAAUAAUCGGUGCCCCUCAGAUGGUACAGCUAAGUUUAGACGGAAAACGUAUGUACGUCACAACGUCACUGUUCUCUAACUGGGAUCAACAAUUCUAUCCCGACAUGUGCAAGAAGGGGUCCAUGUUACUCCAGAUUGAUGUAGAUACAGACAAGGGUGGUCUGACCUUGAACCAAGAUUUCUUGGUUGACUUCGGAGAUGAGCCCGGCGGACCUGUACUCGCCCACGAGAUCCGCUACCCAGGGGGUGACUGCACAUCCGACAUCUGGUUGUCCAAGAAAACUUUGGCUGAAACAGGUGCCAAAACAAUAUCCAAAAUUUAGACAAUCAAUAUGUAUAAAAAAUGCAAUAAAAAAUCCAGUCCGUCUUUUGUGACCUUGAACCUUGAAAAUUGAGAAAGGGUUUAGUAACUUUUAAUAUACAUAUCGUAUUUGUAAAUAACGUAUAAAUUUGUAAUGAAAAUACGAUUUGAGGUGAACUAAUGUA
This is a messenger RNA of Ruditapes philippinarum (Manila clam), 1301 nucleotides long. RefSeq names its product methanethiol oxidase-like. NCBI's taxonomy places the organism in Eukaryota, Metazoa, Mollusca, Bivalvia, Venerida, Veneridae. Gene Ontology annotation, molecular function: selenium binding. The record is from RefSeq and is a predicted model, not a curated record.